Molecule: messenger RNA, 701 nt
Organism: Oryza sativa Japonica Group (Japanese rice)
Lineage: Eukaryota; Viridiplantae; Streptophyta; Magnoliopsida; Poales; Poaceae
Source: RefSeq, a predicted model, not a curated record
AAGCAUUCAACAAGAAAAUUAACUUAGCAAAAAUCAACGCUCACAUAUUCAUGGCAUCAGCUUCAGACAAGCUCGUCCUCUCGGCCAUCGUGCUCGCCGUCCUCGCCGCCGUGGUGGCAGCGGCGUCGGGCUACGGCGACGUCGGCGAGUACUGCCGCGUGGGGAAGGCGGUGUCCCGGAACCCGGUCCCGUCGUGCCGGAACUACAUCGCGCGGUGGUGCGCCGCCGCCGGGGGCCGCAUGGACUCCCGCAAGCAGCCGCCGCGGGAGUUCCUGGAGCCGUGCUGCCGGGAGCUCGCCGCCGUGCCGAUGCAGUGCCGGUGCGACGCGCUGAGCGUGCUGGUGCGCGGCGUGGUCACGGAGGAGGGCGACCGCGUCUCCGGGAUGAUCUCCCAGCACGCGGCACCGGGGUGCGACGCCGCGACGAUCGCCGGGAUGGCGAGCGCGCUGACGGACUACGGCCGGUGCAACCUGCAGCACACGGCCGGUUCCUUUGCCUGCCUCAUGUUUGGUGGUGGCAUGGAUUAGAUUAAUUAUUUCAUUAGUGAUUAAUUAAUUAAUUAGGCCUUUGCUUAAUUAAUUAUCGAUGUUUGCUAGUACUAGCUAGCAGUAUCAUGUUUGGAUGCUGCUUCUCUAUGUUUGUGAUAAUGAUAAUAAAAAGAAAUAAAAUGAGGAACGGAUGUUCCUCUUUGUUGUUAUUCU